Messenger RNA from Pogona vitticeps (central bearded dragon), 2093 nucleotides. RefSeq names its product G protein-coupled receptor 20 (gene GPR20). NCBI's taxonomy places the organism in Eukaryota, Metazoa, Chordata, Lepidosauria, Squamata, Agamidae. Gene Ontology annotation, cellular component: plasma membrane. The record is from RefSeq and is a predicted model, not a curated record. Gene Ontology annotation, biological process: positive regulation of Rho protein signal transduction; phospholipase C-activating G protein-coupled receptor signaling pathway. Gene Ontology annotation, molecular function: G protein-coupled receptor activity.
AGAGACCGCUGGAGGCUGAGUUGGUGCUCUGGGAGGAACAGCUGGGGUUUCUCAGCCAAGCAGAAGAGACAGGUGCUGGCGAAAGGGUGUGACCAUGGAAGGCUCCAGGAAUUCCACAGGGCCGUCCAAUGACACUGACCUCCUGUUUCACAAAUUCGUCCACCUGGAUGGAGAACUGUCGGACGCCUUUUACACUCUGUGGGUAGUCCUGAUGGUGGUCAACGUCAUCAUUUUCCUGGUGGGUGUGGUGUUGAACUCUUUGGCUCUCUACGUCUUCUGCUUCCGCACCAAAACCAAGACCACCUCGGUCAUCUACACCAUCAACCUCAUUGUCACCGAUCUGCUGGUUGGCUUCUCCUUGCCCAUCCGGAUCAUUGUGCAUUAUAGUGACCGGAACUGUGAGAACUGUGUCCUCAUUCACAUCUUCACCUACUUCGUCAACAUGUAUUGUAGCAUCUUGUUCCUCACGUGCAUCUGCAUCGACCGGUACCUCGCCAUUGUCCAGGUGGAAGCCUCGCGCCGGUGGAGGAACCCCAACUACGCCAAAAGCAUCUGUGCUUUCAUCUGGGUCUUUGCGACCGUGGUCACUUUCUCCAUCCUCAUCAUGGCCAUGAAGUUCUCCUACUGCUGCAUCGCCCAGAUCUUGCCCCUGAUGGUCUGCGAGUAUUUCUUCCCUCUCAUCAUCAUCACCUUCUUCACCACCAGGAUCAUGUGCGCCCUCUCCAAGCCGACCCUCAUGCAACAGAGCCGUGAGCGGCGGAUGCGGGCGGUGCAGCUCCUGAUCACCGUCCUCAUCAUCUUCAUGGUUUGCUUCACUCCCUUUCACGUGCGCCAGCUGGCCAUCUCCAUCAACCCGGACAUGCCCUACAACGUCAGCUUGAUUGUUUACCACGUCACCGUCACUUUAAGCAGCCUCAACAGUUGCAUGGACCCCAUUGUCUACUGCUUUGUGACCAAUAACUUCCAGUCGACCAUGAAAAACAUCUUCAGGAAGUCUGAACCUGAGCAAACCAGUGGGGACAUAAUCAGCGUCAACAAGAACUCGGGAUCCAAUGCUCUCAUCGCCUUCACCAAUGCGAUAGGGAGCCCUUUAGGUUUGCCUUCACCCAAUAGUACCGUGAGCUCUUAGAGACAACAGUGCCCUAGCCGUACAUUGCUGUAAAUGUUGUCAGGCUACAUGGUACUGUUCUCUUUUCUAAGAGUACUUUGGAGCAUCACAUCCAACUUCCGACUUCCUGGGGUUCUCCAAGGACACUAUUAACCUAUGUGCAACAGCCGGAUGGGUCGUCCGGGAACCAAUAUUGUGUCAUUUGCCCCAGUGGGCAGAUUCCAAGAUCGUGUCCUUGGAUGCAUCUCCAUCUCUAGAAACUCUGGGGGUGUGUGAUGGGGACAGAGACGGACAACGACACAUUUUGAUAGCUCCCACCUGCUUCUCUCAUGACCACCUGGAGAACCAGGAACAAAGACGGAUUGAGAUGCUGAGACCACAGAUGGUCACAAGGAGGGCUGACGAAAGAGCAUUUUCAAAGGAGAACAAUACAGGAAGGCUGGAUGGAUGACUGUUGGGAAUUGGGAUGGGUAGUUGUAGAGGAUCCCAAAGGAAAACCAACAAGAGGUUGAACAAUUAGGGCUAACGAUGCUUUAGAAGCACUGAGCAAAAACGCCACUUCUCAAGUGUGUUGUGGUCUAUGAGGAAGAGUACACCAGGGCAAUCCUGGGGGCAAAGUAGACAUUACAUGCAGUCAAAUGCCCCAGCACCUCAGUUCUGUACUGAAAAGACAUCUGGAUCAGGACUUUCCAGUGAUUGCCAAUGCCUGAACUCUUUUCUGUUCAUUGUUUUUCCCUGGUAAUCCUCCCCAACCUACAUCCACUUGUUCAUUGAACGCAGGUAGCUACUGGGAGGAAGGAAACCUGCAGAGAAUAGAGCCAAGCAUUGGAAAAUAUUAAGAAUAUAUCUAAUGACUCUAUGGAAAAUAUACAGGGAGUCUUUCAGCAAAGAAAAAGGCCAUUGAGUAUUUCUAUCCUGAGACUGUGUGUACUGUAUGUUGCAGAGUUUUGAAUUUCUGGUUAAAUUCCUUUUGCUACACAGUAGA